Messenger RNA from Ilex paraguariensis (yerba mate), 542 nucleotides. The record is from the annotation of a GenBank genome assembly. NCBI's taxonomy places the organism in Eukaryota, Viridiplantae, Streptophyta, Magnoliopsida, Aquifoliales, Aquifoliaceae.
AUGGAUUUGAAUUAUGGGUUGAGAUCUAUAAGGAACUCUGCGAAGCUUGUGAUCAGAGAAAUGGAGUCUGCGAACUGGGAUAUCGAAGCUGCUUCAAAUGCCAUAGAGUCUGGAGUUAUAUUCAAGAACACAAAUCACAAAGGUUUCGCUUUUGAAUCAUUUGUGUGCAAAGAAAUGUUUGAUGGGUUCAACAAACCCAAUUUCUCUCUCCUAAACAAGGCGUUAACAGAUGCUAAUUUGAGUCGAUUUUUCUUCUUUGAUCAGUUCAAGAAGUUAAAAUCAGUGGGUUCAAUUCAUUUUCUCAAGGAAAAUACAGAUUCUUUGAUUGGGAAGUUCUUGAAGGCCAAGUAUCUCUGUUUGGUUCACCCGAAAAUGGAGACUUCAUUUUCCGGGAAUCUGAAUCAGAGAAAGAAAAUCAAUUCUGGGGAGUACCCAGAAACGGAGUUUUUAAAAGCAUUUGCUGAAAUGGCGAGAAGGGUUUGGUUGGAUUUGCGAUCUGAAACUCCUCUAUCACAGAUACAGGGUUUUGUGAACGAUGUUGG